Molecule: messenger RNA, 2877 nt
Organism: Maudiozyma saulgeensis
Lineage: Eukaryota; Fungi; Ascomycota; Saccharomycetes; Saccharomycetales; Saccharomycetaceae
Source: the annotation of a GenBank genome assembly
AUGGAUGCCCGUGAUAUACUUAUAAAUAACGCCUCGAUGCUAGAUAAAUACCUUACUACAGAUGAUAGAACUGGAACUUCAUCGAAUGAUUCUCAAGCACAUCCUGUACUUUCUGUUCCAGUAUCGGCAGCAUUUUCUUUAUUGAGCGCCUCAGCAAAUUUUGAAAACGACUUUAAAACAUUUAAUUAUAUCUCAAACUAUACUUCUAUCCUUAGUACAACAUUAGAUGAAUUUCGAAGCCAAAAUAUAAAAUUAAAUAAUGAAUUACAAUUGGCAAAAUAUUACGAAUAUAAGAAACCUAUCACAAGUAAUACAAUAAGGCAAAAUAGUGUGGUAAGUACAUCUGAUUCUUCCAUCAUUCAAAGUGAUAGGAACAAAAAUAUUAAUUCUAUCAUUGAUAAUUUCCUGUCAUUUGCAGAAAAUAAUAUUGACCCAUAUAGAUUAAAGGAUUCGUUGAAAAAAUAUGACGAUAUUCCUAAUCCUCAUUCAGGUUUACGAUUAAGUAAGUUAUACAAUGACACCCAUCUAUCAGACGAUGCAGAAAAGGAUUCUCAUUCGUUUUCAAAUUUAAAUUUUGCAAAUCCUUAUUAUAAGUAUUAUAAAAAAUUAUUAACGGUGGAUUUAAAAGACUACGACAUCUUAAAGAAACAUAACUUAUGGGUCCCUACCGUGAGGAAAGAUCAUACUCAGUUUCUAACGGAAUUUAAAUCUGGCGAAAAACAAGAUAACGAUGAUAUAUACAAGGAUAAAACUUGUCCAUUAUUUAUUACUGCAACAUAUGCCUUACCUUCUUUAUACGAUUUCCAUGCAGGCCAUUCAAUAUUACCCUCCAUCUUUUCUGAAUUCAAACUCCCAUCUCUAGUGUAUCAUACUACAGUUGAGUUCAAUGGUCAAGUAUUUAUUCUAGGUGGGUUGAUGGCAUGCUAUAGAAAUGAUAAUGAAAUUCCAAAUGUCGAGAAUUAUUACGUUGAUGGAAUUAAGAAUUUACCUCCUCCAUUAUUACAAGAUGUAAUCAAUAACCCAACAAUGGUCAACAAUCCAUAUCUUUAUGUGCAUUAUGUUAAUUCUUCAAGAUUAUCGAGACCUAACAUAUCGGGACAAAUACCUCCUCCUUUGUUAUGUAUGACAGCUACCAAAUUAACAGAUAGAUACUUAUUAUUUUAUGGUGGUAUAGAAAUUAAAACUGAGACCAAUUUCGAUCCAACUGGAAAGGUUUUCAUCAAGAAAAGAGCGUUUCUAAAUAAUACAGCGUAUAUCCUGGAUACAGUAUCAUUUAAAUUUACCAAGAUUGAAGUUAAUACACAAUCUUUCAAGGAUGGCACGUCGACAACGUUUACACCUAGAUUUGGUCAUAUGCAAAUAGCUAUAAAGAGCUCUGAUUUAGAUAUGUCUUGUAGUUCUGGGUUAAGGGAGAGCAGCAGUUCCUUGGCUGUAAGUGUAUCUAGUUCAAUGAAAAAGGAUGAUUCACCAAAUAUUGAUCCACAACCUGACGGAAAUGCUAAUGGUACAACACCAUCCAAUUCUAUACCAAUGGUAAGCUCCCCUAGUAAUGCCACCACUAACACCACUAAUUCCAAUGCUAAUGCUACCAAUAAUUCCAAUUCAAAUAAUACUUCAACUAGUAACACUCAUCAUGCCAACAAUGCUUUUUCCAUACUGAUAUAUGGUGGUUAUAGACAAACGGUUGAUGAUAAAUAUACUGCAUUGGAUGACAUGUGGAGGUUAGAUGUAAACAUUGUUGCUCGUGGUAAAAAAGGUUAUUUAAAAUUUGCUGAUUCUAUUGUGGCAUCAAAUAUUCCUGUCAUAGGGGAAGAAGGUGAGAUACCUAACGCAAGAGCAUUCUUUGCAUAUUGUUUACCUGACACAAUCUUACAAGGAAAGACUUCAUUAGAAAAUACAUUAUUAAAAAGAUUAGAAGAAGAAUUUAAUGUAGAGUCUAACUUAUUUGGCAAUCAUAAUGCCGGAAGCAACAGUAAUGAUCCUACAACGUUAUUAUUUCCAAAUAUUCCACAUGGAUCGCAUAUUCCUAUUGAUAAAGUGACUACAAAUACAUCUAUAAACACAAAUGCAUCAUCAAGGACAGCUACAAACAAUUCACGUGGUGGUACAAAUGUUUCAACAGGAACUCCAAAUUCUUACAAUACUGCUACAUCUACAAAUUUAAGCAAAUCAAUCAGUAAUAAUUUUAAUGAGAGACAAAAUGAAAGACGAUCAAACACUAAUGAAAGUAUCAAUUCAGGAUCAUUACACAAUCAAUUGAGAUCAAUGAAUUCAUACAGUGGUAAAUUUGAUCCUAGUAGAAACAGUGACACUAAACGUGUGAUCGUGAUCCAUGGCGGUUCUAAUAACUUAGAUGUGUUUGGAGAUAUGUGGUGGUUUGACCUAGAUACAAUGAAAUGGUUAAAGAUAGAUACUUAUGACAAACGUAAUUCAAAUAAAGAAAAGGUACUUGAAGUCAGUGAAUUAAAACUUGUCGGUCAUUCAAUGGUCUCUGCUGGGUAUACUGGAAUAUUUAUAGGUGGAAUGGAUGAAAAUUCUGUGAAACGUAUAUAUUAUGAUGAGUCAAACUGUGAAAGUCAAACCACAACAACAGGAAAUGGUCUUGUCAAUGUUAUUAAUUUAAUGACCCAAUGUCUAAUGGAGGAUAACGAUGAUCCUGUUGAAUUUAUGUAUGAAGGUCAAGAAGUAGAUCCAAAUGCUUUUGAAUUACUUAAAAAACUGAGAUCUGUAUGCAGUGUCGGAGGAUCUACUAUUGAGUCCGAAGGCACCGUCCUUGUGAUUGGUGGUGUUGUAUUUAAUAAUAGUGAUACAGACAAGAUAUAUCUAAGAGGUGCCAUGUUAGAAUUCAUUCUUCCGGCGAUGAGUCUACCAAUAUAA